AGAAAAGUAUGCACAACUCGAUGCAAAGUACAAGACUGAAGAACGAAACAUAGCGCAACUGACCUCAGAAUGAACUAUUCCGCGUUAUCACAGAUCAUCAUAACUUUGCUUCUAUUUUCGACUCCUGUUCUGUCUAGAGGCACUAAAUUUGGCUGCGUUGACCAAGGAGAGGUAGCCUUUUCUGGUUUGUGUCCGGACCCAGAAAUUUCUCGGCCACAGUAUGUAAGUGCCUCAUAUGGCAGUUACGAACAAGUUAUUCGUCAUGUUUGCUCCGGAUACCCACCCAAGCCUAAUUCGGGAUGGCCUCUCUGCACUAACAAUUCUGUGGAACUAAUAACUACUGUGGUGUCUUCUCGGUGCAAUUACAAGUCUUCGUGUUCAUUUCAAGUCGAUGAGCUUAUCAAACCUAAUGUGCUCUCGUGUGACUCUGGAUUAUUUAUGUAUUUCGAAGUUCAGUUUGACUGUUAUAGUUACAAAACUGUAUGUGCUUCUCUGGAAUCUGCUCAGAAGCUUCUAUUUACUGGAGUAAAAGCCGGAGAAGUAUCAACUUCUGAAUGUCCAGAUGUCAAGAUACUUGGCAACGUGGCCAAAGAAAAGUGUCUCGGAAGAGAUUCGUGGGAUUCAUCACUAUCCAAGCCAUGCCCUGAAUCGUGGUUUAACAGAGCAGCAUUUAAAAUCACGAACUCAAAUGGCAAGGCAGAUGAAGUCGGGAUGGGCUGGGAGAUGCUGCACUCAGCGCUGAAAAAUCAGUCGUCAUCCGUGGAUCUUUUGGAAGCUGGGAGGACGUUUUACGAAGUUGAACCAAUCGAAAUCCGUUUUAAGGACUUACUGAUAGACCUGUACCUAACACGAGUGGAGUUCUUUUCCGCUUUGCUGUACUUGAAUGUGCCUAAAUACAAACCACCCAGAUUAACCUUCAAUCGGGCUUCCAUCUACAAGCCAGUAUCAUGUCUUGCUACGGAUUACGUCAUUGCUUUUGGAACUGUGGAUUUGGCGUCAUAUACCGACUUAUUCAAUGUUAAAGAUAAAAUUGCUGGAGUGUUUCACUUCAGUUUUAUGUCAGAAGCUAAUUGCAACCUUCUCGGAGCGAACUUUGGACAAAAUGUUACAAUUGACGUUCUGCAAGACCAGGAAGUAUUAGAAGACUCAAACUUCAUGUCAGAAUGUAUAAUGUGGCCUUCGAGCAGUUUGAAGUCACUAGACUUCGAAAUGAGAAAGCCACUCAAAUGCAAAUCAGAAUGGCUCAACUCUUAUCGAACGAAAUGUUUUUGCGAGCCAGUGGCGAAUGAUUUGUUCUUCACUGUCGUGAAAGUGGCAAAGCCGACGUCAACAAUAGCACCUUCAACGACAACUUCUAACUUGACUGCAGCUCCGGCCUCGACUACUCAGCCUCUUUCAAACAGCACAAACCAGAGUGGUGGCGUGACAGAGGUGACAGACUCAAAGGAAACGACGUCACGCAACGGUACACUUGAAGCUGAAGAGUUGGAUCUGCAGUGGAUCAUGUUCUAUGCUGGCAUGGCCCUCCAUGCAUUCCUAGUCUACCUCAUACCAGUCACCAUCCUCGCAAACAGCGCGUAUGGAAAACUGAAGAAAAGUUGCAGUCUUUUUUGGUCUCAAUCGACUACGAGAGUCAACAACAAUCCUCAGAAAUUGUCUUUCAUAGCAAACAAAAGACAAUCCAAGCUAAAAUCUGCGGAGCACCACGCGGGAACAGAUUCAGUCAGUCUUGUAGAUAAGACAGAGUGUAUGAUGAACGAUAAUGGCGUCAAUGUCGUUGGUGAAGUUGAUGCGGAUAAAUGUGAAGUUGACAGGGGAUCUGAACAGUACAGAUACCUGUUUGUGCUGUAUGGACCACUCAGUGCGUUCAUGGCUGCCUCGGCUAGUGUGGCCAUUCUGAUGUGCUCGUGCGCCGUCAGAAAAGACCAGCUGGAUGUAUCUGUUGGCUUCACAGUCGAGAACUUCUUCCUCUCAUCUAGCUGGUUCCUCAUUCUCUUCGCACCGAUUCUGGACCUCAUCUCCAAUACACACUCCAUAAUGCUCAAAUUGGCACUCCCUAUUAUGUUCAGCAUUGUGUUCACUAUUGUCGUAUUUGGAGUCGCGUCGUCUUUCACAGCAAUUGAACGCCUCAAGGUUUUCACCUUUUGCUGGAUUCAGGCGUCAACUGAAGUACUUGGUCCAUUCGCAAUCCCUAUAAUCAUUUUCCUUCUCAUAGUCAUAUUCCUGUUCAAUUGUGCCCAAUGUCGAAAAAAUGAUGACUCCAAAUUAAUUUCACGCAAAGUGGGAGUUGUAUGGGUCUCUUUAUGCUUCUUGUUGCUUCUUCAACCAGUGUUGCUCUUCCUGCUGGCUUCUGAUUGGUCGAUUGAAUUUUCGGGCUUACUCCUAUUGGCUAAUUUGUCGUGUCCAAUCACGGCAAUUGCCAUCUGUCUGCGAGUAUGGUUCACGAAGUUGCACAUUAUUGAAGCAGGACUAACUCGGGAUUCGAGGCGAUCUGAAGAUGGUAGAAAAGAAGUGAUCGUUUUGGAGACUCUGGAUGAAACGAAUCUUUCAUGUACGAACACAGACGACGCGAUUCCUCGCAAGCAAACUCUUGGACACGACAGCAUGAAGAUAACGGUUUUACCAGCCGAAGAUGCAACCAACAACAACAAUAACACUCGUGAUGAGACAGAAACAAAAGUGAAUCAGAGCGAAACUUAGUAAUGAGUUGCAAAAAGUUGAAACUGACAAAAAUCAAUUAAAAGGAGCAAUUGCUGUAUCAUAAAAGAUUUAAGAUGCCUAAUUCAAACAUGUUUUAUAUCUCGAGAUCUGAAAAUUUGAAUAUGGUCGCCCAAUUUGUGCAAGUUUGGCAGAUUGCUCUUUUUAAUUAACGCUGUUUGUUCGAGAACUAACUGUUUGCUACUCAUCAUACAAUGCACCACCUGAACCUAAAACCAUUAGUUUUAUCCGCACUAUUUAUCGAAUAAUUUUGUACUGAUUUCAUCCAGUUUUUUUUUUCAAACAGUAAACCAUACGUGUGCAGUAAAAAUAUGGACAAAAAGUUGCUGCCGUUUUGUCAUCUUUUGUAAUAUUUUACAUCAAAAAGAAAAUAACUUAUUCUUAAUAUUGUUACCUUUUUUAAAGCGUCUUUUUUGUUUAAAAAUGACCUCAAAUUGCGUGCUAAUUUAUUUCAAGUUCUAAGUUUUCAUAGAAUCGAAAUGCUUGUUAGAUUGAUAGCUUGAAUCAUCCUAAUUUAUGUCUGUGGAUUGAAUUAAAUCUAAAUUGUUAUGA
Molecule: messenger RNA, 3270 nt
Organism: Symsagittifera roscoffensis
Lineage: Eukaryota; Metazoa; Xenacoelomorpha; Acoela; Convolutidae
Exons: 19
Coding region: 70-2700 (876 amino acids)
Source: RefSeq, a predicted model, not a curated record